Prorocentrum cordatum is the source of this 963-nucleotide messenger RNA. The record is from the annotation of a GenBank genome assembly. NCBI's taxonomy places the organism in Eukaryota, Dinophyceae, Prorocentrales, Prorocentraceae.
AGCGCAUCUCCUCGCUGCUGGCGGUCCCCCGAGCGAAGCCGAAGCCGCGAGGACCGGCGCGGCGAGGACGGUGGCUGGCACGACAGCUGGAGGCAAGGCAGCUGGAGAGGCCGAUGGCACGGCGGCUGGAAAGGCCACAGGGGAAGCUGGUGGCAGAGGGGCUGGCGGGACUGGUCCGACAAGGGCUGGCAGCCGAAGCCGGGCAGGGACAAGGAGGUGCGAACUAGGCCGAAGGGGGAGAAACCCGAGGGCUGCAAGAUAUUGUGGAUCGGUUGGAUGGAGAAACCGCCAGAGAUGAAGGACAUUGUUGAGUUCUUCAAGGCGGAGCCGAGCGAGGUGGAGGCGAGCGAGGUGGUCAUCAGCGACCGUUGCGUGCGCGGCUACUUCGCGCACGUGACUUUCCCAAGCUCUGAGGACCUCGACAAGGCCGUCAAGAGAGCCGGGGAGGAGUUCCAGGGCAAGCCUUUGUGCGUCGACUGGGCCCGCAUGGACAAGGCAGCGGGGACGUCUGCUUCCAGAGAGGAACGGGACCUCCGCCGCUACAAGCCCAAGAGCUUGAAGCCUGAGAACGGACACACGCUCUGGGUGGGCGACCUCGCCCUGGAAACCACGGAGCAGGAUCUGGUCGACCUCUUCGAGCCAUGCGGCAAGGUGGAGAUGAUCUGCCUGCAGGUGAACCAGCUGCGAAACGGGCAGUUCGGAUUCUUGAAGUUCUUCGAGACGGAGGCCGUGGACAAGGCUGCGGAGCUGGCGGGGACGCGCGUCAAGGGCGUCCCUAUCCGGCUGGACUACGCAGAGGACAAGCCCAUCGUUGCGUACCGGGUCGGGAAAUCCAGAGGAGUUCACGCGGUGCCGGCUGCCAAACCGGACGGCUGCUGUACCGUGUGGGUCGGCAGCCUGCCCGACGACGUCACGGACGAGACGCUCAAAACCAUGUUCGAUAAGUGUGGCGAAAUCAAGGCC